Suillus clintonianus is the source of this 753-nucleotide messenger RNA. RefSeq names its product major facilitator superfamily domain-containing protein. Lineage: Eukaryota; Fungi; Basidiomycota; Agaricomycetes; Boletales; Suillaceae. The record is from RefSeq and is a predicted model, not a curated record. Gene Ontology annotation, molecular function: transmembrane transporter activity. The transcript has 8 exons. Gene Ontology annotation, biological process: transmembrane transport. Gene Ontology annotation, cellular component: membrane. The annotation marks the transcript as partial.
CUCUGCAGACUGAAGAAAUGUAAUCCGCAAGUCUGGCUGCCAUCAUUGACUCUCGCCUGGGGUCUCGUCUCUAUUGGCCAAGGCCUUGUCAAAAACCAAGCCGGGUUAUUUGGAAUCAGAUUCUUACUUGGUGCCACGGAAGCUGGACUGUUUCCCGGUGUGAUAUAUGUCUUCUCGGUAUAUUAUCGGAGACAUGAACGGAGUUGGCGAGUUGCAAUUUUCUUUGGUGGUGCGGCAAUAUCGGGGGCAUUUGGAGGGAUAUUUGCGUAUUCCAUCGGAUUGAUGGAUGGUGUGGGCGGAAGAAGGGGUUGGCAAUGGACAUUCAUUCUUGAGGGAAUCCUCACAGUGGUCGUUUCCCUCAUCGCAUAUUUCAUUGCGCCGACUUGGUCUCACGAGGCAAAAUUUCUAUCUGAAGCAGAAACAACGCGCCUGCUAGAUAGAUUACGAGCAGACUCCGAUGCAGGAACUGACCAAGCCUUCAAAUGGUCGUCAGUUCUAGAUGCUUUCAGCGACCACUUAGUCUGGGCAUAUGCAUUCCUUUUCCAUGGAUUUUCUUUUGUGCUGUACUCGCUCAGCCUUUUCCUGCCUACAAUCAUCGCAGGACUUGGAUUUCAGACAUGGCAGGCACAACUGAUGACCGUCCCCCCGAAUGUGCUCACAAGCGUUCCAAUAUGGACCACGGUAUAUUUCUCAAGCAAGUACAAUGUAAGAGCGCCCUUCAUUAUAGAAGCUGCAAUUGUAUCCAUCAUUGGU